AUGUCUCACAACGGGAAGUAUUAUGUGAGGAAGGUUCCGAAAUAUAAGCCAAGUUCGACGCUUAUAUCAGCGUUUUUUUCAAAACGACAAAAACUUGAUGUUAGUGUCGAUGCACCAAGUAAUGACGAGACAGAGUGCAAACCGACUGACGUCGGUGAUAAUAACAUUAACAAAUUGUGUGAUGAAAUAAAAUCCGUUACUGGCGAUAGCGACGGCGCAAAUAUCUGCAAACAAAGUGAAACAGUUUCAGUGGAAGUAGCUGUACAGACUCCAGUCGCUAUGGUUGCCUCCACGACUACCACGCCACUUCAAAAGAAAGUUCAACUCAGGGAGACACGGGCCGAGAUUGAUUUUAAGCCAGCUCACAGUAACAUAGAUCGGCGGCGAUUUGACAUGAACAGAUAUACUGUCAACUAUCCUUGGCUUUACCACACCUCGGAAAAAGGAUACCUUUGUAAGUUGUGUGAAUUAACAUAUGGCUGUAACUGUUCAGAUUCAAGCUCUAUGAGUGUGAUAAGUGUUACGUCUCCAUUUAUCUCCCCAGGCCUUGAGACAUUGGGUACACAUCCAUCUCGAUUAUUAGAUAAGCAUGCAAACAGUACCCCACAUCUGAAGGCAUCCAAAAUAAAUGCAGAAGUGAAAGUGAAAAUUGGUUUGAAACAAAAAAUGUCUGUACUGGAACAGUUGUCAAUGAAAAAUGAGUCUGAUCUUAAAGCUGAAAAAGAAAGGAAUGGGAGAACAUUGAGCUCUCUACGCAAAGCCCCAUUUUACAGUUUGCUAGCUGAUGAGAGCACCGACGAGGCCAACAAAACACAAUUAUCUGUGUUUUGCCGCUGGUACCAUGAAAGUCACUCCAAUUUCACAGACCACUUCAUGGGUUUGGUUGAAGUUCAAAAGACAGACAGUGCCACCCUGAUGGAUGUCCUCCACGGUUUUCUCAUAGCAAAAGGGAUACCCAUUGAAAAAUGUCGGUUUGUUGCCUUUGAUGGCACCAACUCGAUGAGUGGCAUUCGUACUGGUCUUCAAAGACGAUUUAGGAACUAUGCACCAAAGAGCCUGUACAUCAACUGUCGCUGUCAUCGCCUUGCCCUCUGCCUUAAACAUUUGAUGAAAACAUUUCCUUUACUUGUUGAGGUAGAUGAGGCUUUACUUGCGAUAUGGAAAUUGUUCAAGUACUCCCCGCAAAGGUUUGCUGUGCUGCAAGAUGUUCAAGUUGUAUAUGGCAUGGACAAGUUGAUGUUGAUCAGGGCUGCUACAACUAGGUGGUUGUCACAUGGCAAAGCAUGCGUAAGGUUUAUUGAGAGGUACGAGUCGGUGCUUGAUGCUCUGGACCAAAUAUACCAACAAAAACGUGAACCAGAGGUAUUUGGAUUGAGAUCUAUUCUUGUACAGAAAAAUGUUGUUGCCAUGAUCUGCGUGUUGAGUGAUGUGUUGAAACCACUGAACCAUCUCAGCCUCUACCUCCAGAAAACAGAUGUUGUACUGUGCAAUGUGGAAGAGAAAGUGAAAGCAACAGUAACUGACCUGGAAGUCAUUAAAGAGACUUAUCUUGAAUUUCAAGAGAACAAUCAUAUUGGGGAUCAGUUAUAUGUCAGUCGUCUUUCAGAGUUGCUUCUCAUCAUCAAUGAAAGAACUGAUCUGCAAAGGCGUCACAGAGGUCACCUUGAGAACCUUGACAUCAAAGCAUUUAUUAAAGAUGUUGCUGUUCCAUUUAUAGACAGUUUGAUUGGAGAAAUCAAUGAUGCUUUCUACAUGCACCCUGUGUUUGAUGCUUUUCGGAAGGCUCUGGAUCCUAGUAUGAUCGAAGCCAAUGCCAGUGCUGUUGAUCUUCAAAACCAUGGAAAGGAGGCAUUGACUGUACUUUGUGGACACUAUGGGGAACCUGGAGAGGACAUUUUCCAAGGUCAUGUGACAAGAUGUGAGAGGGAUCUUGAUCCAGAUGCAACUGAAGCUGAAUACUGUGCCUUCAAGCAUCAAAUCAAAAUCAUGAAAAGAAUGAAAGCCAGAAAUCCACAGCCUUCCAAUAGUAAUGAGGGUGACCAGGUUAACAAUCUGCUGUCAAUGUUUUUAAAAGUCUCUGGGGAUCCUGUACUCCAAGAAUCUUUUCCAAUGAUGUGCAAGCUUCUGUACCUGGUGAACAUUAUUCCAGCAUCAACGGCCUCAGUGGAGAGGAGCUUUAGCCAAAUGGCUUUGCUAAAAACCCCAAUGCGCAGCAGAUUGAGUUGCAAGUCAAUUAAUGCAAUAAUGCGCAUUAACAUAGAGGGAGCCAGUACCCUGACGGAAUAUGAAUUAGAACAACUUGUUCAAAACUUCAAACUUGCAAAAGAUCGGCACUUGUCCCUGUAAAGUACAUUGUACAAGUGUAAUAUCAGUGAUUAAAACAUCAAAACAGUAUUAA
This is a messenger RNA of Pecten maximus, 2398 nucleotides long. RefSeq lists its product as uncharacterized. The coding region runs from base 1 to 2346 and encodes 781 amino acids. Gene Ontology annotation, molecular function: protein dimerization activity. The transcript is spliced from 5 exons. The record is from RefSeq and is a predicted model, not a curated record. NCBI's taxonomy places the organism in Eukaryota, Metazoa, Mollusca, Bivalvia, Pectinida, Pectinidae.